UUUUUUGGAAGGUGGUGUCGGUAAACACACUUUAAUAAUACUUUAAUAUUACAAUUUUUUUUUGGAAGGCGGUGUCGGUAAACACACUUUAAUAAUACCGAGCGUCAAUUAAUUUUCUUGAAGCAAAUAACUUGAUAGUAUACAACUAUUAUAAGCUUUAUAGUUAUGGCAAAUAUACUCGAUGGAAAAGAGUUGGCUAGGAAAAUUCGAAAUAACAUCAAGUUAGAUGUAGAAAAACUUAUUUCUGAAAAAGGCGUUACUCCAGGAUUGCGUAUAGUACAGGUUGGAAAUAGAGAAGACUCAAAUGUGUAUGUUCGAACCAAGCUAAAAUUUGCACAAGAGCUAGGGAUGAAUGCGAGUAUUAUUAAGCUUCCGGAUACAGUCACUGAAUCUGAGUUGAUUCAAAAAAUUCAUGAAUUAAAUGAUGAUCCACUUGCUCAUGGUAUAAUUGUGCAGCUCCCCCUGGAUUGUAAAACAAAGAUUACAACAUUUCAUGUAACAAAUGCUGUCAUCCCUGAGAAAGAUGUUGAUGGCAUCAAUGACGUAAAUGCUGGUCGCUUGGCUCGAGGUCAAUUUAAAAAAUGUUUUGUUUCUUGUACGCCUGCAGGUUGCAUGGAGCUUAUAAAGUCUACAGGUAUAAACAUCACUGGUCUUGAUGUUGUUGUGUUGGGUAGAAGUACAAUUGUGGGUUCCCCAAUGGCUAAUUUAUUGACUUGGCAUGAUGCCACAGUAACCAUAUGCCAUUCUCGAACUAGAGCACUAAAAGAAAAGAUUUUACUGGCUGACAUUUUAGUUGCAGCUGUGGGUGUUCCUGAGCUUGUUAAGGGUGAUUGGUUAAAACCAGGUGCAAUUGUAAUCGAUGUUGGCAUAUCUGCUGUACCAGAUGCGACAAAGAAAAAAGGACAACGUCUAGUUGGAGAUGUUGACUACCUUGAUUGUGUUAAAAAAGCAAGCUGGAUAACCCCUGUACCUGGAGGAGUUGGACCAAUGACUGUUGCUAUGCUUUUAUCCAAUACAGUAGAAAGUUGCAAACGAUUUUCAAACAGCAAUCAGCAUCUUCAGGCUGGUUUCGGAUUAAGCUAUAGCACGUUGAUGUCAAUAAAGAAUCUAGCAAAAAAGUUUCGUUUUUAACGAUAUUUUAAGAUAUUGUUUGUGGAAUCAAAUAAACAAGAGUUUAUCAUUUAUAAACCAUUUCUCUGAUUAAAUAUUUUUAUUUGUGCUGUGUUGUAAUAUCAAUAUAUUUUCAAUGUGUUUUUGUAAAUUUUUAUACUUUGUACAAGUAAAUCAAAUGAUUUUGUAACUAAAUGAAAUAAAUUGAUUGUAAAGUGUUUCUUAA
Messenger RNA from Hydra vulgaris (swiftwater hydra), 1336 nucleotides. Its product is annotated as C-1-tetrahydrofolate synthase, cytoplasmic. The record is from RefSeq and is a predicted model, not a curated record. Lineage: Eukaryota; Metazoa; Cnidaria; Hydrozoa; Anthoathecata; Hydridae. Gene Ontology annotation, cellular component: cytosol. Gene Ontology annotation, molecular function: methenyltetrahydrofolate cyclohydrolase activity; methylenetetrahydrofolate dehydrogenase (NADP+) activity. Gene Ontology annotation, biological process: tetrahydrofolate interconversion.